GAAUGUCCCGGCAUGCACCGCAGUGUUACAGCCUCUGGGCAGGCGCAGAAAGGAUUUGGUGACGUCACGUCGAUCCGCAUGUGGCUGAUGCAAGAGUAGUUUGAGUGAACGUCGUGUCGCAUUCACGCUCGUCUGUGUCGCUUAAAAAGUGUUUUCUGAGCAACCCAUCAGAUUUACAAGUCGAAGGAGAUCACAGGGAAGAGCAGGGAUUAGCAAAAUGGCAGAGGAAGAAGCGAUAUUUGACCUGUCCCUGAAGAAGAAGAAGAAAAAGAAGAAGGUUCCAUUCGACCCAGAUGCGGCGCUGGGAGAAGGUGGUACCAAUGAGCAGGAGGAGAAUGAGAAGACGGAGGAACCAGUCAAGGACAAGGAGGAAGAUGCUGAUGAUGAGAAAUCUGAGAUUAUCGAUGGCAGGAAAAGUCGCCACGUCACCUUCGCCUUGCCUGAAGAUGAGGACGACUUUGCUUCUCUGGAUUUAAGCCUAAAGAAGAAAAAGAAAAAGAAGAAGAAGACAUUUGACCUAGCAGAUCUCGACGAAGCUAUGCCAGAGAAGGACAACAAACUGGAUUCCGAGGAGAAGGGCGUGUCGUUUGAAGACACGGGUGCAGGAGAUGUGGACGCCCCGGGACUGGACGAUGAUCUUGACUUGGACUUGACCAAGAAAAAGAAGAAGAAGAAAAAGGCAAUCAAGAUGAUGGUUGAUGAGGAUGCAGACGACGACAAGGAAGAUGAAGAUGAUGAAGCGCCAAAGAUCGGCUCCAUGGGGGGUCCAUCUUGGCUCGGCUCCGAGAGAGACUACACCUACGAUGAGCUCCUGACACGAGUGUUCGACAUCAUGCGGGAAAAGAACCCCGACAUGGUGGCCGGCGAGAAGAGGCGGUUUGUCAUGAGGCCGCCACAAGUCGUCAGAGUCGGCACCAAGAAAACCUCGUUUGUCAACUUUGCUGAAAUUUGCAAACUGUUACAUCGACAGCCCAAACAUCUCCUGGCCUUCCUAUUGGCUGAGCUGGGAACAAGUGGUUCUGUGGACGGCAACAACCAGCUGAUCAUCAAGGGUCGGUUCCAGCAGAAGCAGAUUGAAAACGUACUUAGGAGAUACAUCAAGGAAUAUGUGACGUGCCACACCUGUAGAUCUCCGGAGACGAUCCUCCAGAAGGACACGCGGCUUUAUUUCCUGCAGUGCGAGACGUGCCACUCGCGCUGCUCCGUAGCUAGCAUCAAGUCCGGCUUCCAGGCCGUCACCGGCAAGAGGGCUGCCCUCAGGGCAAAGGCCACGUGAGGGCAAGGGUCAUAGGGUAGCACGUCUUCCAGGAGAGCUGACAUACUGCGAACUGAACCGGCAUUUGUCCACACAUUGGCAUGGUUCUGGAUGUGGUGGCGGCUGGUUACAUCACAGAGAACGACCGGUCACACCUAAACCAUUCUGCUGUCUGAAACUGUCUAAUGAAAGGCUCCUACUGUAAUUGAUAACAAUAGGUUCCAUUCUGCAAUACUUAGGUAGUUUGCAGGGAAAACAAAUUCGUAGCCACCUGAAUUCUGGGUUGAUAUGGCUGAAUUGGUCAUCUGGGAUAACUGCUUUAUGGUGGUUAUGCAAGAAUGGCACUUUGUGAUUAGGGAAUACUGUAUAAUACUGUAAUAUUUCUGGACAAAUUUUGGCAAACCUCAAGUUAUGAACUAGUCCUUUCAAAUAUUUUGAUUACGGGUAAACCGUUCAAAACAGAAUAAAACUCGUGUGAUGCUUUCCAAUAUUGCAGCAGAGGGAAAGGUCUUGUCCUGGUAGCUUUUUGUGAUGAAUGCCACACAUCAUGUUUGCAGGUAUGUCAGCACUUUGUGGAAGGUGUGAUAUUGUUUGGAGAAUGUUAACUGUAGCCAGCACUGACCUGCAACAGGUCCCUUCUCUGCACUGCUCCGGCACAUGUAAAUACACGUGAAGCAUCGAUUACAACAUUGCAGGAACCCAGUUAAAGAUAGCCACGGUUGUAUCUGUUAUGGAGCAAUGUACAGUUGGAACAAAUAGACGAUGGAGACACAAUUUUGUAUGUAGAGGGCGGUGUUGAGAAAACAUCAUGUCAUUUUUUGAUUCAGUACAUUGUAUUUACUAAGGUCGAAAUUCAGCUGGCUAGUAUCUUUGGGGUUCAAAGUGUACUUGCUUCCAGUGUUAGUAACUUGUAUCUUAGAUAUGCCUUGUACUGUUGUAACAGUGCAAAGUACAUAACUUCAGGACUAUUGCAUUGAUGUAUUUAAACUA
This is a messenger RNA of Branchiostoma belcheri (Belcher's lancelet), 2245 nucleotides long. Its product is annotated as eukaryotic translation initiation factor 2 subunit 2-like. The transcript is spliced from 10 exons. The record is from RefSeq and is a predicted model, not a curated record. Gene Ontology annotation, molecular function: translation initiation factor activity; mRNA binding; translation initiation factor binding. Gene Ontology annotation, biological process: formation of cytoplasmic translation initiation complex; formation of translation preinitiation complex; translational initiation. Lineage: Eukaryota; Metazoa; Chordata; Leptocardii; Amphioxiformes; Branchiostomatidae. Gene Ontology annotation, cellular component: eukaryotic translation initiation factor 2 complex. Bases 218 to 1276 code for a protein of 352 amino acids.